Neoarthrinium moseri is the source of this 381-nucleotide messenger RNA. RefSeq lists its product as uncharacterized. Lineage: Eukaryota; Fungi; Ascomycota; Sordariomycetes; Amphisphaeriales; Apiosporaceae. Bases 1 to 381 code for a protein of 126 amino acids. The record is from RefSeq and is a predicted model, not a curated record. The transcript has a single exon.
AUGCCUGGAAUCAAGCGUGAAGCUACGAACCAAGCUCCAGCUCCUCUGGAAGCCUAUGAGCAGCUAGCGAAGCGUCAGAAAAUGAACUUUGAGCAGUUGCACACCUAUUUCGUCAAGGGUUUCUUAGAAAUUGCUGAAAAGAUGACCGAUUCUAAGAUAUCGGACUGCCUAAAGCUCCUAGUGCGCAAGAACAGACUGGCAGAAGACGACACCUUCUUCUUCGCGCUCAGCGCGGUCUUCAUGCGGGCCCUCGUAGUCGAGAGUUCGGCUAUUUUUCCAAAGAUUCUUGACUGCAGAACGCCAUGCCAUUACAACGUCGUUCACAGAUUUGCACUCUACUGUGAGCUGUGUCUGACCAAAGUGCACCGCGUUCUUGUAUAG